GUUCGUGAAGGAGAAGCGUCCCACCAUCUCCCCCAACUUCAACUUCCUGGGCCAGCUGCUGGACUUUGAGAAGAAGAUAAAGAGUCCUCACGGUACCGAAGCCAGACCCAGGUCCGUCCACCCUGCAGAGUCCAGCGGAGACGUCCCGGACGCCGCCGAGGACCCGGACGCCGCCGAGGACCCGGAUGCCGGCCCGGGGCCCCCAGCGCCCCCGGAGCCCCUCACCCUGCCGUGCGUUGUAGCCGCCCCCCCCGAGGACCGCCUGCUGGCUCAGGCUCUGAGCGGCCUGCAGCUCGGGUCCGCCGGCGCCGACGGGUCCGAGGACAGCGCCCGGCUGAAGCGUUCCUUCUCUCUGGACAUCAAGUCGUACGGCGAGCCCGGGGGGGCCCGGGGAUCCGAACCCCCCGAGUACUUUAAACCGCCCGGCUUCAAAGAGCCGGCCAGCAAACCCUGCCAGUUCUCCCCGGUGCAGGAAGUCUCGGAGCAGUCCACUCCGGACCAGAGCCCCGACAAAGACGAAGUCCACGGGGACAGAGUCGCACCGGCGCCCGGCGGCAUCGAACGCCCGCCCGCCGCCCCGAGCCGCUGGCAGCCGCUGCACCGGAGCGGCAGCGUGGAGAACGCCAGCGGCUUCCUGUUCGGCCAUCUGGCCCGGCCGGGCUGCGGGGGCGGCGCCCUGAAGGGCUGGCACUCGGACAUCCUGCUGGGCCCCGUCACCGUGUCCACCGGCGGCUGGUUCCUGUCCUCCGAGUCCGCCCGCUUCUACUCCGCCUCGGCCGUCCUGGGCUACGGCUGCAGCCCCGGGCCGGAGGAGGUGCGGCGGCGCAGCCGGCAGAGGACGGGAGACCGCGGGGACUCGAGGCGGAGCUGGCACGAAGAGAGCAGCUUCGAGAAGCAGCUGAAGAGACGCAGCUGCCAGAUGGAGUUCGGGGACGGGAGGACGGACGCCGGCAGGGAAGACAUCGGGAAGGUGGGGAGCCAGUCCAGCUUCUCCGGCAGCGUGGAGCUCAUAGAGGUCUCCUGAGACUCUGAGAGACUAGAGACAGACUCGGAGACUCUGAGAGACUGAAGACUGAGACUCUGAGACUGAGACUCUGGACUGGAGACAGACUCAGAGACUGGAGACAGACUCAGAGACUCUGAGAGACUGGAGACAGACUCAGAGACUCUGAGAGACUGGAGACUGAGACUCUGAGACUGGGACUCUGAGAGACUUAAACCCUGGCCCCUGUCAAGGACUCAUCCUACACAGGGUGCAUGCUCUCACUGAGGGGGGGUUGAACUAAAACACCAUAAAACUGGUUCUGCGACUUGGUCUGAGACACUGAGACCGGGUCUGAGACACUGAGACCUGGUCUGAGACUCUACUGGCGCUUCACGCUUCAGAGCAACACACAUCGGAGCAGCGGUCAAUUUGUCAGAGUGAGAGAGAGAUGUCUCUAGUUUUGUCUCCAGAGUGAGACAUCUCCCUUCUAUCCUAUCUUUGGUGGCUCAGUAGCUCGGUAAGAUCCAUCAGCUGAUAACUCUUCUCCAGCUUUGGUCAGUCCAGGAUCAGCUGGGAGACUUCUUCUAGACCAGGGACAGGAAGUAGAACAGGGACUAGAAUUAGUUCUUUUGGAGAUUCUGGUCCACUAGUGGCUGUUGGAGCAGUUUCAUUUCAUUGAGGACGAGCUAAGACAAGAAGACAUCCAGGAAC
Etheostoma cragini (Arkansas darter) is the source of this 1696-nucleotide messenger RNA. RefSeq names its product dual specificity protein phosphatase 16-like. Gene Ontology annotation, biological process: negative regulation of MAPK cascade. The transcript has 2 exons. The record is from RefSeq and is a predicted model, not a curated record. Gene Ontology annotation, cellular component: nucleus; cytoplasm. Gene Ontology annotation, molecular function: MAP kinase tyrosine/serine/threonine phosphatase activity; protein tyrosine/threonine phosphatase activity. The annotation marks the transcript as partial. Lineage: Eukaryota; Metazoa; Chordata; Actinopteri; Perciformes; Percidae.